GGGCGUCCUCGGCCGGGCCGGGAGAGGUUCGGGCUGAAGUUAGGGACGGGAAGAGAGGAACAGAGAGCGCUGCCGGAAGCGGCGGAGCGGCGGCUCGGGGAGCCCCGCGGGCAGCAUGUAGCUGGGUGACAGCACGCAGACAGCCGCCGCUUGCCCCGCCGGGCCGGGAACCCCUCCUCAGCGCUCGGCUGCUCCGUUUCUCGUCACGGCUCUCCGUCGGCCGCCCGCCCGCCGCUGCCAUGGGGCUGCCCACGCUGGAGUUCAGCGACUCGUACUUGGACAGCCCAGAUUUCAGGGAGCGUCUGAAGUGUCAUGAGAUCGAACUGGAGAGGACCAACAAGUUCAUCAAGGAGCUGAUCAAGGACGGCAGUCUCCUCAUCGGGGCCCUGCGGAAUUUAUCCAUGGCAGUGCAAAAAUUUUCACAAUCCUUACAAGAUUUCCAGUUUGAGUGUAUUGGAGAUGCUGAAACUGAUGAUGAAAUUAAUAUUGCUCAGUCACUGAAAGAGUUUGCACGGCUCCUGAUUGCUGUAGAAGAGGAAAGGAGACGACUGAUCCAGAAUGCGAAUGAUGUGCUCAUAGCACCACUGGAGAAGUUCCGUAAAGAACAAAUAGGAGCAGCAAAAGAUGGGAAGAAGAAGUUUGACAAGGAAAGUGAGAAAUAUUACUCCAUCCUAGAGAAGCACUUAAAUUUAUCAGCAAAGAAGAAAGAAUCUCAUUUGCAAGAUGCAGAUACACAGAUUGACAGAGAACACCAAAACUUUUAUGAAGCAUCAUUGGAAUAUGUUUUUAAAAUUCAAGAAGUACAAGAGAAAAAGAAAUUUGAAUUUGUUGAACCUCUUUUGGCCUUUCUUCAAGGAUUAUUUACAUUUUACCAUGAAGGAUAUGAACUGGCUCAGGAGUUUGCACCAUACAAGCAGCAGCUUCAAUUCAAUUUGCAGAAUACCCGGAAUAACUUCGAGAGCACGAGGCAGGAAGUGGAGAGACUCAUGCAGAGAAUGAAAUCCGCCAACCAAGACUACAGACCACCAAGUCAAUGGACAAUGGAAGGCUAUCUCUAUGUGCAGGAAAAAAGACCACUUGGAUUUACAUGGAUAAAACAUUACUGCACUUACGAUAAAGGAACAAAAACAUUUACAAUGAGUAUAGCUGAAACUAAAUCUGGUGGAAAAGUGAAUGGCCUUGUCACAAGCUCACCAGAAAUAUUCAAGCUAAAAUCUUGUAUCAGGAGAAAGACAGACUCAAUUGACAAACGCUUCUGUUUCGAUAUUGAAGUAUUUGAGAGACCUGGAAUCAUCACACUACAGGCUUUUUCAGAAUCCAACAGAAAACUGUGGCUCGAAGCAAUGGAUGGAAAGGAACCAAUCUACACACUGCCAGCCAUUAUUAGCAAGAAGGAAGAAAUGUUCUUAAAUGAAGCAGGUUUCAACUUUGUGAGGAAAUGCAUCCAUGCUGUAGAAACAAGAGGCAUUACCAUCCUGGGGCUGUACAGAAUAGGUGGUGUAAACUCCAAAGUGCAAAAGCUGAUGAAUACCAUAUUUUCCCCUAAAUCUCCUCCUGAUAUGGAUAUUGAUAUGGAAAUCUGGGACAAUAAAACAAUAACGAGCGGACUUAAAAACUACCUCAGGUGUCUUUCAGAACCGCUGAUGACAUUUAAGCUGCACAAAGAUUUCAUUGUUGCUGUUAAAUCAGAUGAUCAGAACUACAGAGUUGAAGCAGUGCAUGCACUUGUACAUAAAUUGCCAGAGAAGAACAGAGAGAUGCUGGACAUCCUUAUCAAGCACUUGGUCAAGGUAUCAUUACACAGUCAGCAAAACCUUAUGACAGUAUCCAACCUUGGUGUUAUCUUUGGACCAACUCUGAUGAGAGCCCAAGAAGAAACUGUGGCUGCUAUGAUGAACAUUAAGUUUCAGAAUAUCGUCGUUGAAAUUCUUAUAGAACAUUAUGAAAAGAUAUUUCACACUGCACCAGACCCCAAUAUUCCUCUUCCCCAACCUCAGUCCCGUUCAAGUUCGAGAAGGACAAGAGCAAUUUGUCUCUCCACAGGUCCUCGUAAGCCCAAAGGAAGAUACACACCGUGUCUAGCAGAUCCUGACAGUGACUCAUACAGCAGUAGCCCAGAUAGCACUCCCAUGGGCAGCAUCGAAUCUCUCUCAUCUCACUCCUCCGAGCAGAACAGCACCACCAAAUGUGUGCCCUCUCAGCCCAGGGAGAAGUCAGGAGGGAUUCCAUGGAUUGCCUCUCCCCCUUCUUCAAAUGGCCAAAAGAGUUCAGGCCUCUGGACCACGAGUCCAGAAUCCUCAUCAAAGGAGGAUGCAACAAAAACAGACAUGGAGUCAGACUGCCAAAGUAUAGCUUCUGUCACUGGACCAGAGAAUGCCUCUCCACCAAUAGAUCUGACCAAGAAGAGUUCCUAUGGUCUGUCUGGCCUGAAAAGAUCUUCAGGUUCUUCUCUCAGAUCAAUUCCGUCAGCUGAAGGUAACAAAAGUUGCAGUGGAUCUAUACAGAGCUUGUCUUCAGCAGAUACAAAAGAUACACCAAAGGCUCCACUAAAUCCUGAUUUGCCUCCAAAAAUGUGCAGAAGAUUAAGACUAGAUACUGCAUCAAGUAAUGGCUAUCAAAGACCAGGAUCUGUAGUGGCUGCAAGAGCCCAGUUGUUUGAAAGUGCUGGUUCACUUAAACAAGUUUCUUCAGGACGACAAGCAAAAGCCAUGUAUUCCUGUAAGGCUGAGCACAGUCAUGAGCUGUCUUUCCCACAGGGGGCAAUAUUUUCCAAUGUGUAUCCAUCAGUGGAACCAGGCUGGUUAAAAGCAACUUAUGAAGGGAAAACAGGACUCGUUCCCGAGAAUUAUGUUGUCUUCCUCUAGUAAUCUUUAGUGGACAGCAAUAUCUUCAUGGUAUCCAUGGUAACAAAUAAUAAGCACUCUGAUUUUUUAUCUGACACAGAUAUGGGAUCAGCCCAUUAGCUGAGAGUGGUAGAUUUCCUUCAGAUACUGCAGCUGCAGGUCAUAUAGCUCCCUAUCAACGGAACAGAAUGUAAUGAAACAGUUAACAGUUACUGUACUGAAGACGGUACUCUGUUUAAAUAACUUUCUUUGUUUGCAAAAGGUUGUUCUGUUCUUCUUUUAUGGGUAAGGAACACUAGAGCAAUAAAAUCAAAAAAAUUGCCAUUUAGCUGCAGCCCUUCAGAUCCUAGGAUGUUACUCACAGAAGUGUGAAAUUUAGAGGGAAUGCACUCUAUGACAUUUCUUGGAAUCAAUAUUUUUUAAUAUGAAAAUGUUCAUAAGUGAUGCAUUGUGAUCUGAAUGCUUCCUUACGAAAUUUGAUUCUGAGAUUAGUCCUCAUCAUUUCAAAUAAGAAGCGAGUCUCUCAUAAAUCAGAAGUUUGAAUUUCUGCUAGUCAUUGAGAUCACAAUAUAUUAUAGAAUGUAUGUAACUGGUAGUGAAAUCAGAUUACUGCAUGAGCAGUAAAUGCUCAUUCAAAAUGUGAUGUUUAAUGAAUGUUUCAUUCAACUAAUUCUUAGAUUUAUUUCCUCCUUUCUAUGUGAAUAUAAAUAGCAAUAACUUGUAUUUCCAUGUUACCAGCCAGGUGGGAGAUAAUCUCAAUGUAUCUCAGAGCACCAGUUGUAGGAAACAAGGAGAUACUGAAUCUGGAAUGAUCAGUAGAUACCAAAUGAGUGAUGAGAAAGAGUGAUAUGUUUUCAACCCCGAGAUAAAAUGUAACUGAGUUCUUUUCAAGUUUUUCCAUUGUGAAUAAGACAAAUACCCUGUGAAGUAGCAGGUUUUAUAAGCUCAGGAUGCCAGAAGCUUCAUAUGGCAAUAAAAGUAUUUAGCGUUUUUUUAACCUGACUCCCACUGAAGUAUUUGGCAAAUGUUUCCCCCAUUCCACAGAAUAUUUAAUACAGUUUUUGUAUGCCUGGAACUGGGACUGGAAGAAAAAAAGGUAAAAAAAAAAAAAAAAAACACUAACCCAAACCCAGAAAAUAUAAGCAGCUUUCUAAACUGGAGCCUCUUUCUUGCACACCUUGAUAGGAAAACAUGCAGUGCUUAGUUAUCUUGUUACUGUGCUCUACUGAGAAACAAGAGACUUAGGCACCAUAUGAGCAGUUUUUCAGUGCUAGUGGUACAGAAAGAAUUCACUGUUUCAUAGAGUAACCCAGCCUUUGUUCUUUGUCCAGUAAGAGUAAGCAACAUAUAAACCUUGUAUUAAUUUCUAAGGUGUACUCUGCUUCCAGAAAGUUUAAGGGAGAACUAUUAGGACUAAAACCAGCAGUAGUCUACUGAUGGCUUCUUUUUUUUUCAUAGCAAUUUUUUCAUAGCAAUUUUUUUCAUUGUAGUUUAAAUUAGAAAAUAGAUUUACUGCCAACAUAAAGAAGCACAUGUACAUAGAGCAUGAUUUUUGCAGAACAAUUCUUUGUUGGAAUUCAGGCUGGUGGCAGAAGCCUGCAGGACCCCUCUGCUGGUUGACGUAUUAGUGGUGCUCCAGAAAGGGGAGAGCCUAGAGGAGCAUCCUUCUGCUUUUUCAGAUGGGGAGUCUGUGGCAUUAAGCCAGGCUAGGGCAAAUAAAGCUGAUUGCAGGCAGUUGAGGACAAGUUGAUUGAGCUAGUGACAGACUGACCUGGGUCCUUUCUUCACUCUAAGCAGCUUCAAAGGCGAGGGUCAGAUUGGGUAUCAGGAGGAGGUUCUGCACCAGAGGGUGGUGGGAAUGGAACAGGCUGCCCACGACUGUGGGCACAGCCCUGAGCUGCUGGAGUUCAAAGAACAUCUGAACAGUGCUCUCAGACAUACAGUGUGAUUUUUGGGUGGUUCUCUGUGGAGCCACAAGUUGGACUCGAUGAUCCUUGUGGGUCCCUUCCAUCUUGGGGUAUUCUGUGAUUCUAUGGUUAGAUCCCAAAGCUGUGUUCAGUACAUGGUAGUGAAGUGUUUGUCACAGGCAGCGGAGGCAAACAUAUGUGGGCUCAUUGCAUUUACCCAGAGCAGAUGUGAGAGGAAGUGAAGAAUGAUUCUAUGAUUCUAUGAUUCUGACUUUUCUCAUCAGAUUGAGCCUUUCUUUAUUUUAAAGCAAGCCAGCAUUUCCAUUUCUGACCAGCUUGCAUCUUCCUCUGCCCUAAGAUCAAAAUGGGUUUGUUUGUGUCUUUGCUUUAUUUCACAAUCCAAGAAUUGCAAGGUGUCAGAAAGCUUACCCCAGUUUGCUGCCCAGGAGCAGUGCUGCUGCAGGGGAAAGGAACGGGGAGGGAGACAGCUGCAAGCACAGACACGAGGCCUGCAUGUGUAUCACCUGUGUGGAGAAAUGCCAUACCCCGGGUCUGUCAAUAGUACCAGGCAAACUGGCCUCCAUUGAACAUCAUUUUAUGACCCCUCAUACCUAUUGGGAGGAAUUUAAUUGUGAAAUUCUCGAGAAACAGUGAAAUAGGAAAUUCUUGCUCUUAUUUGCUUUGCUUCAGUCCGUGUAUUUGUUUGGGUGUUCUCAGUAGUAGGUUCUGAAGCCAGCAGAUCUGAGUGCUAGCUAGAGGACUCAAAGAUGCUAAGUUCAUAUAAAGCAAAAAUAAAAAUGCAGAGUUCAGUUACAGAGCGUGUUAAGCAUUGAGGGAAAGGUUGUGGAAGUACUGGGAGGAAUCCCUGUGGAGGAGAGGUGGUCUGUUCCCAUGCAUUCAUCUCACGUUAGACACAAAAUUCAGCUGCAAAGAUAGCUUCAUAAGAAAGUGGAUUUCAUUAAGUCAGCUGCACACCAAACCAAUCUGUCUUCUCUUUAAGGCUGGGCACUUAUUCAGGCCCUUCUUCUGAACCAGACACGAUGAUCACACAAAUAAUUUGAAAAUAGCUUAGAUUUAAAAUGGCAUUUCCAUCUGAAAAUGUUACAUCCUUUUUUACUGACAGUUAAUAGUGACAGAUAUUAGGGUUAUUCUGUUUCUUUUUUCUACGGUACAUAACGAGCAUUUUCUGUAUCACCACACUGUGGGUUGUGGAUCAGCUUUUCUCUGACUUUCCAAGAGGGAGUUUUUCUCCACAAGAUGUGAUCUUGGAAGUUAAGUAACAGUGUUCACAGACUGGAAUGAGAGAGAGCAGCACCGCGGUCAUCUCAUGAUCCCUGGCCAAAUAUCCCUUCUCAAAACUGUAAAGGAGCAGAAAUCCAUGUAACAUUUAAAUGAAGAUACAAUAUCAGAUAGUGCCUUACCAGAAAAUUAGGCAAGCUGAACUAAAUUAGUUCACAGUAUUGAUUUAGUGUUUGUUUUUUAUUAAAGUCAGAUUCACUCUACAAGCAAAGUCUAAUUUUUUUAAUUUUCUUUGUAUUCUCCUUCAUAAAAGGAUGCGUCACUUUUCUCUGAGUAUCACUGUAGAAUUGCAGGUAGAUAAUACAUGAUGGCUGUUUGUUUGUGAAAAUGUCUGUGCCCUGAUCUUGUGUCAUUAGCCAUGUUUAUUCUAUGUUAAACGUUUGGUACGUGUUGCAGCACAACAUGAGCCAAAUUAGUAGUGUGAAGGACUGAUAUAUUGUAUGAUAAAUAUGUAAAGUAUAUUAAUAUUUUAUAUUCACACUUCUUAUUAAUGACGAUAAAGAUGAAAAAAUAUUUUUGAUGUAAUUUCUGUAAGUUCAGUGUUUUUGCCAUACUGUGGCAUUUAGAGUUCUAUGUAACAAAACUCUUAAAUUAAACUGUAGCUGUCUUAAGUCCCUACCUGAUCUAUAAAGUUCAUUUGUUUUAUUAUCUCUGGAAAAAAUGACACACAGAUUUGCUGACCAGUGCUACUCUGUGGUAGGAAUAGUAACUUAUUUUCCUCUUAUAUAUUUUUUGUCGAUAAACUCUAUUCUUCACCUGUAAUUGGAUUUGUUUUAAUAUGCCUUUAGAAAAGAUUCAUUAGGAAGAGAAGUUGCAAAAUUCAGCAGUUCAGAACAGUGGCUACAACAAGAAAAGCAUUAUGUGGCAGCAAUUGGAUUUUUGUGACGUUCUUCCACUUGUCCGUUUUCUACUUAAUAAGAUAGGAACCGAAUAAAUGGUGAACCCCAAAAGUCCAUUGCUCUUCAUGCUUCUUUUCCUAAGGUAAUGGGUGGUACAGUUUGGGAUUGAGCAGGGAGAAAGGCAGUAAGGGAGCUUGGCCUCAGCUGGGGGGAUGUCUCAACUGAUGGAAGCUCUCAGAGCUCUAGUGAACUCAAAGAUAGACCUUGGGCAAUUUAUAGUGAGGUUUUGCUGGCCAGAAGCCCUCAUGAAAUAAAUUGAAUAUUCUGCUAAUGGGAAAGCAUGCUAUGGCUUGGCAUUAUCCUUUUGUUUUCAGCAGUGCCCUGUGUGAAUCAUUCAGUUACCAGAUAAAAAGCAAUAAGCAACAUUCAGUCCUGCACUUCGUGGUCAUGCAGCCACUGGUGCUGCAGUCCUUCCAGUUGCUGUUCAUGCAAAAGUCAGACUGUUGAUCAGGCUGUGUUGGCACAGGUCCGGAGGUCUCUUUUUGCAUAGGAUUUUGCACGGGCUUUGGGAGUUUGCUUUGUUUUGUUUUAAUAAGGUGCUUGGUAUCCAAACAGCUACUAAUACAAUGUUGUAAUUCAGUCACUGAAGAUAAUAGCAUUGUUUUCCUUGUCCUGUAUGUGGCAGUAUUUAAUAAGCCGCUGGAUAACCUUUGUCGUUUUAAGUAUAGAGAAUGGUGCUUUAACCGUUGGAUGUCUCAGCUGAAAUCUAUUCUGCGACUGAGCUUUUUUGCAAGUGUUGUAUCAAGAGUUGUCAUUGAAGUUCUGUCACCAAAGGCUGCAAAAUUAUCUCAGCACUACAAGAGUUUAUAUUAUAGCAAAGGGAAGAGCAGCUGGAGAGGGCAAAUAGAUAGUUUCAAUUUUACAAGCAUAUUUAUGACAAUUUUGGAGGUAUUAGAGUUUAUAGGGGUAACUUUAGAUACUAUAUGGUAUUUUAAUAGGAAAGUAUAUACAAUCAAUUACUAUAUAUAUAUAUUUAAUAAAUGCCUACUAAAUUAUCUUAUUGAACUCUUUGUUUAUUUUGUGGUGUGGUUUCAAUAAUUAUCUGCACUCUGUAUAUAUCUACGUGUAAAUAACUGGCAUGACAUGCAUAAGCUGACUUGCAGACGUAAUUCUAUAUUGUACUUUACACUGUAUUUCAAAAAUUUCACAAAUGUUUUUAAAAAUAAAAAAACCUUCCUACAGA
Gallus gallus (chicken) is the source of this 8131-nucleotide messenger RNA. It is a transcript of the gene ARHGAP42, whose product is annotated as Rho GTPase activating protein 42. Bases 240 to 2864 code for a protein of 874 amino acids. Gene Ontology annotation, cellular component: cytoplasm. Gene Ontology annotation, molecular function: protein binding; GTPase activator activity. Gene Ontology annotation, biological process: signal transduction. The record is from RefSeq and is a predicted model, not a curated record. Lineage: Eukaryota; Metazoa; Chordata; Aves; Galliformes; Phasianidae. The transcript is spliced from 24 exons.